UGCGCUAUGCCGGCUGUUUAGGAUCCAAAGCUUCUCCACUCGUUUUGUUCUUUCCUUUCCUUUCCUUUUUUCUUUUCUUUCUUUCUUCUUCCUCUUUUUUUUUUCUUUUUAAAGGGGGGCAACCCCGGUGGUGGGCAGCCUGGCCCGCACACACCCGGUCUCAAACCCCGACAAAAACAGAUGCACUUUGACUUCUGACAGCUCUACCUCAAGCGGGAGAGAACUCAGCGGCUCUUUCCCCACAACCCGAGCUCGCCUCGUCUUUCUUCUCUUCUCGGUCUCAGUUUUAUUUAUUUAUUUCCGUCCCGCCACCGUUCUCAGUGACCUUCACUCCUCCGCGGUCUCUGGGCAGAAGGGUCGCUUUUUUGCCUGCUUGAGACUCCUCUUCCUCGCGGGGGGAGCUGAGGAGGCAGUGCUACGCCCCCCAGGCCCUGGGACUCCGAGGCUGCACACUCUACGGAGGCGACUCCGGCCCUCCAUCAGCCCCGCCUCCCCGGUUUUGAUUUCCUGGUGUGGGUUUUGGCUUGCACGGCAGGCCGAGGGUGUCUCUUUUUUGGAGGGUCUUGGGAGCUUGUGCCGGUCAUCUUUGGGAGUCGUCUGCUUGGUUCUACUUGCUCCUCUUUUCCCGGGCCUCAUCCGACCAAACCAAAGACCAUGGUGCACUGUGCAGGCUGCAAAAGGCCCAUCCUGGACCGCUUCCUCUUGAACGUGCUGGAUAGGGCCUGGCACGUCAAGUGCGUUCAGUGCUGUGAAUGUAAAUGCAACCUGACCGAGAAGUGCUUCUCCCGGGAAGGCAAGCUCUAUUGCAAGAACGACUUCUUCCGGUGUUUUGGUACCAAAUGCGCCGGCUGCGCGCAAGGCAUCUCCCCUAGCGACCUGGUGCGGAGAGCGCGGAGCAAAGUGUUUCACCUGAACUGCUUCACCUGCAUGAUGUGUAACAAGCAGCUCUCCACUGGCGAGGAGCUCUACAUCAUCGACGAGAACAAGUUCGUCUGCAAAGAGGAUUACCUAAGUAACAGCAGUGUCGCCAAAGAGAACAGCCUCCACUCGGCCACCACAGGCAGCGACCCCAGUUUGUCUCCAGAUUCCCAAGAUCCGUCGCAGGACGACGCCAAGGACUCGGAGAGCGCCAAUGUGUCCGACAAGGAAGGGGGCAGUAACGAGAAUGACGACCAGAACCUGGGGGCCAAGCGGCGAGGGCCGCGCACCACGAUCAAAGCCAAGCAGCUGGAGACGCUGAAGGCCGCCUUCGCCGCUACGCCCAAGCCCACGCGCCACAUCCGCGAGCAGCUGGCGCAGGAGACUGGCCUCAACAUGCGCGUCAUCCAGGUGUGGUUCCAGAACCGGCGAUCCAAGGAAAGGAGGAUGAAGCAGCUGAGCGCGCUGGGCGCCCGGCGCCACGCCUUCUUCCGCAGUCCGCGCCGGAUGCGGCCGCUGGUGGACCGCCUGGAGCCGGGAGAGCUCAUCCCCAACGGACCCUUCUCCUUCUACGGAGAUUACCAGAGCGAGUACUACGGCCCAGGGGGCAACUACGACUUCUUCCCGCAAGGUCCCCCGUCCUCGCAGGCCCAGACACCGGUGGACCUGCCCUUCGUGCCGUCGUCUGGGCCGUCUGGGACGCCCCUGGGCGGCCUGGAGCACCCGCUGCCGGGACACCACCCUUCGAGUGAGGCGCAGCGGUUCACCGACAUCCUGGCGCAUCCCCCUGGGGACUCUCCCAGCCCCGAGCCCAGCUUGCCCGGGCCUCUGCACUCCAUGUCAGCUGAGGUCUUCGGACCCAGCCCGCCCUUCUCGUCGUUGUCCGUCAAUGGCGGGGCGAGCUACGGGAACCACCUGUCCCACCCUCCCGAAAUGAACGAGGCGGCCGUGUGGUAGCGGGGUCCUGCACGGUCCUCGGAGUUCGUGGUUGUACAGAAACGAACCAUUAUUUAAGAAAAAUAGAAAAAAGAAAAAAAUACAUAAAAAGCAAGCUCCCUCUUACUUCCUCCAGCCUCGGGGAACAUUCUCCGGAUAGGAAAGAGGGACCCAAAAUAGGAUCCAAAUCCACCUCGGGGUGAGACUGGGAUCCGCGCACUGGCUGGCAAGGUGCAGAACUGGGGCUCUCAAAGGGAAACAGAGACCUCGCCCCACCUUCCACCUGGACCCGGAUCCGUGGACAGACGCCGGGAGCCUGUGCUCCUGGCCACGGGCAGACCACGAAAAGACACCCACAGCUGCCGCGGGCGUGCACUGCCUCUGGUGAUACCAGGAGCCGCAGGGAGGGAGGCACCGAGCUGCCGGUGAGGGAGGUGCAGUGGCCGGGCUCUCCGGGUCAGCCAGAAGGGUUCUAGCUCUGGGAUAUCCGUAAUAUCAGUGUUGUCCCAGAGUUCUGCAACAGCGACAACGAACUCUUAUAGCUUCAGAAACGCCGACCUGCUGUGCAUCAGGUGGGACUAUAUAUAUAUAUAUAUUUUGUCUAUCUGGGUUUUUGGUUUUGUUUUUGCCAAAAUUGCAAAGUUCUAAAUGUAAAGCCCUCAGCAUCAACUCUUCUACCUUCACAAAGCUCUAUACACACAGAAAUGCACACACAGACACACUCCGUAGGAUGGUCUCCCGCCAGACCUCUCAGUAAAGUGACUUGAACAUCAGCUGUACAAGAAAAGUAUUCUACCUUCACACACAAAAAGUUAAAAAAAAAAGACUAUUGAACUAAAAACAGUCAACUGUUUACGUAUAAUGUUAAAUUCAGGAGUUCAGUGUUUUACUAAUAUAUCCUGUUUUGAAACCUCUUGUUCAAAAACAAAAUGUUUUGAGCAAUCAACCAAAAUUGUUCCUUUUCUUUUCUGUAGAUGUUCUGACAGAUUUGCAGGGCUUGCGGCUCACUGUGCUAGUAUGUGAAAAGGUGUUGUUUACAAGAGGCAAAGAGAAAACAUGAUAUUCAGACAGUUGCCAAAUAGAAUAAUUAUAGCACAAAUACUGUAAAGGUGCCUGGCACCAGCAACCUGAGAAAGUGUUAAAAAAAAAAAAAGUGUUACAAGGUUAAUAAAAAAAAAGACAUCUUUGCUAAUUUUUAGUCCUGUUGAACAUUCAUGGAAUUGUUAAUAUGACUUAUAUAGACCCA
This is a messenger RNA of Tupaia belangeri chinensis (Chinese tree shrew), 3100 nucleotides long. RefSeq names its product LIM homeobox 1 (gene LHX1). Lineage: Eukaryota; Metazoa; Chordata; Mammalia; Scandentia; Tupaiidae. Gene Ontology annotation, cellular component: nucleus. Gene Ontology annotation, molecular function: RNA polymerase II transcription regulatory region sequence-specific DNA binding; DNA-binding transcription factor activity, RNA polymerase II-specific; zinc ion binding. Gene Ontology annotation, biological process: regulation of transcription by RNA polymerase II; neuron differentiation. Bases 655 to 1875 code for a protein of 406 amino acids. The transcript has 5 exons. The record is from RefSeq and is a predicted model, not a curated record.